UUAUUAAUUUUUUUUACGAAUUUAAGCAUGAGUCCAUUAGAAACUCCAUAAAAGUUCAGUAAAUUUUCUAGAUUAUUAUUAAUGGAAUGAGGUAUGUCAAAUAUAUAAUUAGAGACGAUUAAAUAUAUGGAUGCUGACAAUUGAUAUAAGAAUGAUAUUCACUUCUUUCGUUUUUAAUUAUUAUUAAUUGAUUAAUUGCAGAUUAUUUAUUAGAACAUAUUAAAUUGAAGCUUAAUUCUAUAAAUUGAAGGCCAAAUUGUUGUUUACAUUUAUCUUAAAAGAAGUAUCUAGGUAUAAUACUAAGAAAAGGUAGUAGAGAUAAAAUUUAGAAUGUAGUCUGGAAAAAUAAAGUUAGAAAUAUAAUUACAUGAAUAAAGCUUAAAAAGAAGGUUCAGGAAAUUGGAGAAUAGUUCUUUAGUAUUUAUAGGAAAUGAUGGCUUGGAAAGAACAUUUUGGACUUCAAUAAACUUAAAAAUUUUAAUAAGUAUAAGAUAGACUUUGA
Paramecium octaurelia is the source of this 502-nucleotide messenger RNA. The record is from the annotation of a GenBank genome assembly. NCBI's taxonomy places the organism in Eukaryota, Ciliophora, Oligohymenophorea, Peniculida, Parameciidae.